AUAAAUGUCGACUGGUUUUUACAGCUGACAUCACCCAGAACAGAGAUGCUAUUAUAAAAGCCUACAGUGAUGAUGCAGGUGUUAAACAAACAUUCUACCAAUAUGGAGUCACAAGGAUGAACAAGGAGAACGGUAGUAAGAUCGACCUUGACAAGUUCACUUAUCAGUUAGAUUUUGUCCAUAACACAAGUCCUGAGAACAUGAGUUACGUGAGGUCUUACAUAGAGGCUAGCGAGGACAUCCGGUACUCUAUACCUGGAUUGAAUACUGACUUGGUGAUGGAAAAGGGAGAACGACUUUACUUCCACGAAGGUGCUGGACUUAGCUGUAAAUAUACCCUGGAACAGUUACAAACCAUUGUCCAGAAAGCUGGACUCCGCCUGGUGGACACUUUUAUGGACGAAGGGAAACACGUUGCUUUUUGUCAGUGUGUAACUAUAUAAAGAACAAAGUGUACAUUAUCAUAAUCAGUGAGCAACAUCAAACAAUUUAACAUAUUCAGUCAAGGGAAUGAAGGUCCAUGUAAGAAUGUUUAGCCAUUGGCGCUGAACAAAUCGUAUUUGCUUAUCAAUUAAAUACUUACACUGUGUGCUCGGAUUUCUUUGAAUUCAAAUUAUUAUCUUAAUGUAUAACAUAUAUUAAAUUUUUUAGAGUUUUUU
Molecule: messenger RNA, 659 nt
Organism: Pecten maximus
Lineage: Eukaryota; Metazoa; Mollusca; Bivalvia; Pectinida; Pectinidae
Exons: 3
Source: RefSeq, a predicted model, not a curated record